Rasamsonia emersonii CBS 393.64 is the source of this 1167-nucleotide messenger RNA. Its product is annotated as o-methyltransferase. The transcript is spliced from 3 exons. The record is from RefSeq and is a predicted model, not a curated record. Gene Ontology annotation, molecular function: O-methyltransferase activity. Lineage: Eukaryota; Fungi; Ascomycota; Eurotiomycetes; Eurotiales; Trichocomaceae. The coding region runs from base 1 to 1167 and encodes 388 amino acids.
AUGGCUCAAAUUGCCAGCAAAGCAGCGGCCAUACAGGCUCACAUUCAGACCCUCGCGAUUACAGCAUCGAAGCUCACCACUCAAGUCCCCAAAGGUGAAACGUCGGCUUCAGCAGAACAUGAGGCAGUCCGGCUAUCGCUGCUCCGGACAUUACGAGACUUGAAGAACAUACUGGAGGAUCCAAAAGACAGGAGUCUUCAAAUAACCCUCCAAGUUAAUCAAAAUGUGGCCAUUAGAGCAGCUAUUCAUCUGAACAUUUUUGAAGCACUUAGUCAACAUGAUGUUGGUGAUGGGGUGGAUAUCGAUUUGCUCACCAAAGGGGUGGGGGAACAAAGAGCAGACAUUGUGCUUGUCGAUAUUAUAAUUGCCACGGGACCUAACGUGAAAGUGGUCUACAGCUUUGAUGACAUGAUUCCGCCACUUUUCGAUCUCCCAAAAUAUUUGACAGAAACACAGUUCCGGAACCCAUCUGACAUCCACCGAGGCCCUUUCCAGCAUUAUCAUAAAACGACCCUGCCCUAUUUUGACUAUGUUAGACGCGACCCUGCUCGCCUGGCUGUUCUCAAUUCCGCUAUGCAGGUCCAGAGCUACGCGUUUGCGGAGUCUCAGUCAGCUGUGUACCCGUGGGAAUAUGAACUAGGACAAGAUGUCUCUGAUAGUGAGGUGGUGAUUGUUGAUGUUGGCGGGGGUAAGGGCCAGGCACUUGAAGAGAUCAGGAAAGCGCAUCCUGGUCUGAAAGGGAGAUUCGUGCUCCAGGAUUUGAAAGGGACAGUGCCAGAGAAGGUAGAAACUGCAGGCAUAGAGAUCAUGGAAUAUGAUUUCUUUAAGCCUCAGCCGGUGAAAGGGGCUCGAGCAUAUUUUUUCCGUCGUGUAUUACAUGACUGGCCCGACGUGCGUUGUAUUGAGAUCCUGCGAAACACUGCAUCUGCGUUGAAACCAGGCUACUCUCGAAUUUUAAUUGGCGAUGUUGUACUACCGGCCAGGAACCCUCCGUUACUGCCAUCACUUUUUGACUUCAACAUGUUGACAGUCGCUGGCAUGGAGCGAACCCGGAAACAAUGGGAGGAGCUAUUGGAAGCAGCAGGUCUACAAAUCAAAAAGGUGUGGGGCAACGAUGGGUGUAUCCUAAGUAUCAUUGAAGCCGUAUUGAAGGCAGAGAGCGAGUGA